Zingiber officinale is the source of this 1618-nucleotide messenger RNA. RefSeq names its product zinc finger protein CONSTANS-LIKE 13-like. Gene Ontology annotation, molecular function: protein binding; zinc ion binding. The transcript has 4 exons. The record is from RefSeq and is a predicted model, not a curated record. NCBI's taxonomy places the organism in Eukaryota, Viridiplantae, Streptophyta, Magnoliopsida, Zingiberales, Zingiberaceae. Bases 156 to 1295 code for a protein of 379 amino acids.
UCGAGACACUUCUAUUCUUUGUGGUCCAUUGAUCCUAUUUUGGCCACGCUAGAUGUUUCAAUCAACAUGUUGUGCCAUUUAUUCCCCGUCGUCGCCGCCAUUGCUCGGCACGGCCAAUCCAGUUCGAGCGGAAGAAGAUUGAAGCAAUUCAAGCAAUGGGGCAAGAGGAAGAAGCAUCAGAGAUAGGGCAGGUAAACCGAGGAGGAGGAGGAGGAGGAAUUGAUGAAGAAAGUUGCGAUUUUUGUGGGAACGCAAGGGCGCUCUUGUUCUGCCGGGCCGACGCCGCCCGGCUCUGCAUCGCCUGCGACCGGCAUGUCCACAACGCCAACGUAGUGUCCUCCCAGCACCGGCGCGCGCUCCUCUGCGACGGCUGCCGCUCCGCGCCUGCCUCCAUCCUCUGCGCCUCCUCCCACUGCCGCGCGCUCCUCUGUUCCAACUGCGACUUCGACGCCCACCGCCGGUCUCAUCCGCUGCACGACCGUCGCCCUGUUGAUGAUUUCGUCGGGUGCCCCUCGGCCGUGGGGCUGUUCGGACUGCUCGGGAUUGGAGCCGACGAGAAGGAGUUGUUGGGUGGAGAGAGGGAUGAGGUGGGCGACUACUUGGUAGAAGAUGCUAGCGUUUGGGAAGCGAAACCGGUGCUCAGUUUGGAAGAUCUCAUAGUUCCCACCACUGCCAGCCAUGGGUUUCAAGCUAUGGGACUCCCUCCACUUCCAAAACAUCGAAAUUCAACUUUCUGGAAACAUAAAGAGGAGUUGAUUUGGCAAAUUCGUGAACUUGAAAAGCUUGAAGGAUAUGCUAGUCAAGACAAAGGAUUUGGGGAGCCAGUGACAGAAUCAUUUUCUUUGGUUCAAGAAAAGGAAAUUGAAAGUAAUUAUAUUGGCUCUGCUGUUAGCAGUUCCUGGAUUGCGGCAACUACUCCUAAGAACAUUAUUCCUGAGUGCAAUCAAGCCGAUGAAGGUCAAGAAGUCUUGAGUACACUGGAUUUGUUGAAUCCUUGUGGGGAAUAUAAUGGAAGCUCUUCUAUUGUAAAUUUGAAAUCUCUGAAUGGUGCUAUUGAAGUCGAUGCAUGUCCACAUCAUGCCACUGAUAUAAUCCAUUCUAAUGAAGACUCAGGCCCUAAAGAUACAAAGCAACUUUUAGCUUGCCCAGACCGAAGCUCGAUGAUCUCACGGUACAAGGAGAAGAGGAAGACACGCAGAUAUGAUAAACUGAUAAGAUAUGAAUCACGGAAGAUACGAGCUGAUACCAGGCUGAGAAUCAAGGGUCGGUUUGCUAAAGUGAACCCGAAUCAGUGAAAUAUCGAUGAGUAGUAUGUCAAGAAAUGCAGGUAGCAAUCACCACCCAAUUCAGACGAGAUGGAUAAAAUCCGGCAGAUCUUGAGCAAAUGAUUGAUGCACAUUGUUUAAUGGGAGGACAAGUAUUUUGUAUUCUUAUAAACAUGCUUAAAUACUUAUCUAUAUAUAUUAUAUGACAUGCUUAAAAACAAACAGAAAUCCAUUUUGUUUUUGUUUUUGUUUUCCAAUUGUUCCAUGUAAUACUGAUAUGACUCGAUAAGUAUUUGUUUGUAAUGUUUGUAAGUUUGUGUUGUUGCUGAGGAAGAGAGAUUUUUAUCCUGAAA